Molecule: messenger RNA, 3287 nt
Organism: Acanthoscelides obtectus
Lineage: Eukaryota; Metazoa; Arthropoda; Insecta; Coleoptera; Chrysomelidae
Source: the annotation of a GenBank genome assembly
CUACUCCAAAGACCAAAAUAAACAAAACUCAAUUUUUAGGUUAAUACUGUAAUACGCAUGUCCUGGUUCUGAGCAUUCUGAUUGGCUCCGAGAAGGCGACGGAACGGGAAAGUUGAAUCUUGGCCAACUCUUCCGUUUUCGUUCCCGUUACCGUUGCCGUUUCCGUUUGUUGUGCAUGUAUGUAUUGGAUUAUAUGUAAUUGAACUUUUCACUCGUUUCCGUUUCCGUUCUCGUUCCCGUUCCCGGGCAAUUGUGCAGCAGCCUUAAAAAGUUCAUCCCAUCGUGUAGGAGACACAUUUGCCAAUUGUGAGGUGUCGAACAUUGUAAACAAUGUUGGAAGCAUCGUGUGGGACCCGCAUACUUUGGACUUGGACUUGACAGUCAAGUCUUUGUGGUAAAGUCAACUGAUACUUUUUUUGUGCUUUUGUUAAACGGUGGUUAAAGGUGCGUUACAGUUCCAGUGUGGAUUCAUUCAUCAAGCCCAAAAACCAAACUAGAAACUUAUUUAAAAACUUUUACAAGUUGAAAACCAGCAUGAGUUUUGAGUAUUUGGACAUAAUCCAUGAAUAAUGUAUUGGAUUUAGUUCUUGUGUGUAUAUUUAGUGAUUUCACUUGAAUCUAAAAAAUGGAGUCAUCAAAACAAGUGAACUUCCAACUGUUUAGUGCUAAAGAUUUUAAGGCAGACAAGUAUGUGAAAAACCUGUCUCAGAACUAUAUAGGUGGCUUUGAAUUACAGAAUUUUCGCAAGAAGAUUCUAGCAAUAUCAGAAGAAACAAACAACAACCUGAAGAAGAAUGUAUACCAAAACUAUGUACAGUUUAUUGAUACUGCUAAGGAAAUCUCACAUUUGGAGAGUGAAAUGUACCAAUUAUCUCAUUUACUUUCAGAACAAAAGGCUUUGCUUAGCACAUUGUCGUCAACUUCGAUCUUGGAGCACUCUACUUACCAUAGCAUAGAAAAUGAGAAUAAAAAUCCUGAUGUCAACCAAAAAGAAGAAAAUAAACAAAAGUUAGCAACCAUUUUAGAAAAAGUUGAAGGGUGUAAAGAAAUACUUGAAGUCCCUGGAAGGCAUUUGAUAUUUGAAGGAGAUUUACUAGAAAUAGAUCCUGUUGAGAAUACUGCAUUAAAAACUGUUCAUAUCUAUUUAUUCAAUGAUGGAGUCAUGGUAACAAACAGAAACUCUAACAGCAGAGGCUUGAUGAAAUACAUCUUUGAAACUAUGUAUGAUCUGACUAGCUUAGCUGUUGUGAAUGUACGUGAUUUAGGAAAUGUAAAGCAAGCAUUUAAACUGCUUAUAUUUCCUGAUACAAGAGUCUUUCAGUGCUCCUCAAAUUCAAAUAAGAAAGAAUGGUUGGACAAGUUUGAUCAAACAAAGAAGUCUAGGCUAACUCAAGAACAACAAAAACGUGAGUCUGUUGCUGAAAAAUCUCCUUCUAGAACUGUUUCAGUUGAAUCACCAAAUAGCUCCCAUGAUAUUGAAGAAGUUGGAUUAGCCCAUCCAGAAUGGUUCACUGAAAGCCCAGAAGAGCUAGAUGUAUGGGUAGCUCAAAGAUAUUUUGAAGAGGCUGUCACAUUAUUGCAAAAAGUCAAAGAUUAUAUCAACCAGUCACAUUCUGUAUUAGGGCAACCAGAUCAUAUUCUAACAGAUAUUCAAAGAAAAGUGGAGCAGAGGCAAAAUCAUCUAACUGAAGUUCUUAUGAAAGAAUUAGAAGUAAAUCCAGACAAAUCCUUACAAGGUGGUUUAAGAGCAGCUAGAAGAGCUGUAAGGCUACUAAACCAGCUUGGUAGAUCAGCCCAAGCAUGUGAUCUCUUCUUGAAGCUAUGCAGUAGUAUGCUGAAGACUCAGUGCAGAAGAGUGAAGCGAGAAGGGUCCAUCACAGUAUACAUCAGACAUAUAUCCAGUGUGGUAUUCACAAAUCUGAGUCAUAUGUCGGAGGAGUUUUUGAGAGCUUUCUCUGACUUACCUUCGUGUUCAUCUGCAUAUGUCAUCUGGGCCAGUACCGAAUUGUCUCUGUUCAUAUCACAUUUUAUUAAACAGGUGUUUAUGCCACAGACUCCGUUAUCUGUGAUAACAAAAUGUGUUGUUCUUGUGAGGACUCAGUGCGAGCGGUUGUAUACAUAUGGAGUAGACCUGUGUUAUCAACUUGAUGGAGGCCUGAGGUCUCCUCUAACCAAAGCACUCAGAGAUACCAGGGACAAGCUCAUCGAUUCCAUAAAGUUGCGUGCUCUAGAAGACAAAUGGAUACCUAUGAACUUGCACUCAAAGCAACAAAUUUCAAGGUGAGAAUCAAGUCACGGCGUAAAGACCCAUUUGUAACCAUGUGAUUCGCACGAAGGGUGGAUAGUGCGAGAAAGAACGAUCAGCAAAAACGGUUUUAAGGAUACAACUCCUAUCAUUAUCUGCAAAUUAUCAAAGUAUAUUUGAAUAAACAAAAGUAUGUUAUAGAAACAGCACCACGAUCAGUAUCGCAUGUCUUUUUAGGUCUAACGAGACAUUGGUCAUCAUGUAAAAUGCGGAAUAGGCCUAAACGAAUUUGUUUAGGGCCGAAUCAUUGUAAAUUUGUCUUCAUCAUUUGUAUUUACUUGCUUCAGAAUAUUGGUUUGCAUCAAGGUUGCCUCCUUUGAGUUAUUGUAGCACGUUCUGACUAUUUAUUUCCGUUUUGCUCGAUGUAUGUUAAACUGUUAUGCGACACUCGGCAUUUUAAACGCGUGAUCAUAGGAAUUGUUGUUCUUGUUAUUUCUUUCUAGGUGUUUACAGGAGUACAGUGCUUUAGGCUUGCCUCUGGACUCAUAUGUGACAGGAGAUACAUGGAUUCAAAUCUCAGCAAGCACCUUAGCCUUCACAAAAACAUUUUUCACAUUGCUGCACGAUUGUUUCAAAUUGCAGACGUCUGAUUUAAUCCACACAAUCGACGAUACACUUUAUACAGUUUUUGAAGCUCAAAUAAAGUACAUUGAAAAUGCUUUGAGGAAUGAGCCAAAUGAGGAACAAAAGUGUUUUUUGUUGAAGAAUGCGGAAUUUUUACUGGUGAAGGUACUGGAACGGGUUCAAGAAGUGUAUAAGGAAUAUAUUGGAUAUGAAUCAAAGUCCCUGAAAAAGUUACAAGUCGAAUACAGCGCCUUGACGAAGGGUAUUGUGCCAUCUUCGAGAAGCACGAAAACAAAAUAUUCAUCAGAGUUUCUGUGAAAAAUAUAAGUAUUAAUACAUGAUAUCAUUGAUAUAAUAUACGUAUAUAUUCUUAUUUAUCUAAACUGCUUUAUGUUAAUAAAAUAUUUAUGAAGUUGUA